This is a messenger RNA of Caenorhabditis elegans, 2360 nucleotides long. RefSeq names its product Histone-lysine N-methyltransferase set-6 (gene set-6). Lineage: Eukaryota; Metazoa; Nematoda; Chromadorea; Rhabditida; Rhabditidae. The record is from RefSeq and is marked reviewed. Gene Ontology annotation, cellular component: nucleus; chromosome. Gene Ontology annotation, molecular function: histone H3K9me2 methyltransferase activity.
AAAAUGGAACGAUCUCGAACUGGAGGUUCAUCAACAUAUUCAAUGUCAACAGCAAAUGUUCCAAUAAUAACAAUAAGUGACGACGACGAUGAACUGACCAUUUGGGAAGAACCACGGAAAAGCCCCAUCUCAUCAAAUAGUUAUUCAGAUGAAAGAAAUCACUCCCUAUCUAGCACAUCAAAUAGCUCUGUUGAACGGUCUAUUAUAAUUACAAUUAGUGAUGAUGAAUCUGAAGCUACGGAAAGAAACCAGCAGGAAGUUGUUGAUCGAGCGAUUUCAAAUAAUUUGACGGAAAAGCGUAGAAGAUCAGUUGAAUCUUUUCAUAGAUUACAUUCGAAAGAAAGAAAACUGGAAGUUAAGUCUCGAAAAAAGAGUAGGACCUCAUCGAGCUCAAUGGAAGCAUCCACAUCAUGUACAUUUCCAGCACGCCAAACAAAAACAAAACGUCAUAAAAGGAAAACAUACAGCACAAUAUCUUCGUUUGCUCCUCAUCACAGUACUAUAUGUGCAGAACUACGAAACGUCAACCCAGCGAGGAUUGCGGACUUUCGUCACCCAUCUAUUUUUGAGUACUCCGACAUGAGCUUGAAUGAAAGAAGAGAACACUGGAAAAAAGAAAUGAAAGUAAUAAAGAAACACAACGACAUCCGUCUAAUGCACGAAGAAGCUGUUAGGUUCGACGACAUUAUAGAGCUAGACCCAACGUUGAAUGGAUAUUACCGAAGAUUCAUGGGAGCCGAGCAAAGCACGAGAGCUCUGUUUAUGGCUGUUCGAUGUCUGGCCACCUUUGGCCGUAAUUUCUAUGAAGAACCUGAACGUGAUCAUGGGGAAGAAGAAAUACCUGAAGAGCUCGACCGUUACUUUGAAAAGUUGAUAUAUGUGGCGCCUAGAACACGGAUUCGUAUUACGGAUGAUAUUCACUUGUCAAAUGAUACCCACAGAAUUCCAGUUUACACAGAUGCAAAAGGCGAAACACUAAAAACAGUCAAAAUUCCAAACCCCCUUCUUUAUGAUCACAUUAUCAACAAUAUGGUGGACAAAGUUAAAGAGCCGUUGCUAUAUGAAGCAAUCAAAAUUGCAGGAUCGUCAGAAAAUGUGAUUCGUUGUAAAUGUUGUUCCCAAGAUCCAGUCGUCAACUGUUUUGAUAACAAAGAUUGCCCGUGUUUUAUUGCAAAUCAGUUUUUGCAAUCUAGAAACAAAACAACGGAUACAAAUGAAAAGUUGAAAUUUCAUACUUUUCAACCCCUUAUGUACAACGAUGGAAAUCCGACUUACUACAAUACUGUUGGGUUUGCAUGUUCACCAAAAUGUGCUUGUAAAGGAGCUUGCACUAAUAAUGCAACGUACUUGAUUCAAAAGAAACUGUACUCUAUUGAAAUUUAUCGUGCAGAUCCUCAAAUUGGAUUUGGAAUUCGAUCUACUCUGUUCAUUCCAGCAGGGACUCCAAUUAUUGAAUACUGCGGAGAACUAGUUGAUGGAGAACGGCUGCAUAGUUCAUUGGAAAAUUAUAGUUACCAGUUAACUGACUGUGAAGGAGACAAACACCUUUACAACCUGCUUCGUGAAAAGUACAAAAACAAUCCAGAAUACUAUGAUGUACUGGACGAAUUGAGCAAGCAUCAUUUUCACUUGGACGCCAAAAUGCAAGGAAGUGUUGGCAGAUUUGCAAAUCAUUCAUGUACUCCGAAUAUGGAACCUCUUCGACUUUUCAAAGAAGGAUUUACACCCGCCAAUAUGCGAAUGAUUUUUUUCACUCUGAAGGACAUUUUUCCAGGAGAACCUCUUACUCUGGAUUAUGGCUCAGAAUACAAGGUGUUUCGAAGGCAAAGAUGUCUUUGUAGAACAUUUGCCUGUAGAAGUGGGCCGCAUUAUGAGAAGUUUUCAAAUUUGGAUGGGAAAUUGAUUGCAUCAUGUUUUGUUAGACUUCAUCACGCAUCCCGCAUUCGAUAUUCGGUGGACUUACAGCUAAUAGAAAGAUUUUAUUCUGUUGGAAAAGUUGAGGAGGUUCGGGUUGAUCCAUGUGUAUCUUUUUCAAAAUAUAACCUGAAAUGGAGGCGACAAUUGUCUACAGCGACUUGUGAACGUUUGGAAAACGUUAUUGAAAUUGAACUGUCCGACGAAGAUUCAUAACUGCCAUAAAAUAUGAUCUAAAUUUUAAUAUUUAUGUAAUAAUUGUAUCAAAUUUGCUCUAUUAAGCAUGCACUUCAUUGCUGAACUUUGGAAUUUAAUAUUAUCAGUUAAUACAGUUUUACAUAUACAGUUUUAAAAUAGUGCACUACGAAUAGAGCAAACCAGAUGUGUGACAAAUAUUAUUUAGUUAUGUUGAUGUAUUUAUAGUCAUUAUGAAUUUAUUUAAUGUG